AUGGGAGCACGUGCUUCCGAGGAGCAGGCAGUGCGGGACGUCUGCCGUGCUCCCCAGGCCCCUGCGGCAGCCCCCGGGACUUGGGCCGCCCCGGCCCCCUGGGCGGUCAUGGGCCCUGCCUGUGCCUGCUGUCCUCCCCUGGGAGCCCAGCCUCUAGCUGACCCUGCCUGCUGGCCCGACGUGGGGGCCCCCGUGCUGUCCCCUCCUGGCUUUGCUCCCCCCAUGGGGAGCCAGCACUCGGCCCCCUUGGCCCCUGGAGUGUCUCCUUACCCCGUGGGACCCCCACCCCCAUAUUCCUCAGUCCCAACAGCUCUGAGCGGGGACGCCUCCGGCCCCCGUGCCCAGGUGGGGUGGCAGACUCCGGCCAGCUCAGCCCCCCGGGCUGCAGUGGGGGGGCCGUCCAGAGGCGUCUCCCACUUGAAGACGUGCCAAGUCCUUCCAUCAGAACGGUUGUCCACGUUCAGCAUCUGGGCCCCCAAAGCACCCUGCAGCCCAGAACUCUGCCCUCUGCCCCCUUCCCCCAGCGCGGACCCUCAGCCCGAACCCCACUGCCCCCGUUCCCCCCGGCCACUCUCCAGGGCCCGCCGCCGCCUCUUCUAG
This is a messenger RNA of Hippopotamus amphibius kiboko, 600 nucleotides long. RefSeq names its product PRR23 family member E (gene PRR23E). The record is from RefSeq and is a predicted model, not a curated record. The transcript has 2 exons. NCBI's taxonomy places the organism in Eukaryota, Metazoa, Chordata, Mammalia, Artiodactyla, Hippopotamidae. Bases 1 to 600 code for a protein of 199 amino acids.